Messenger RNA from Mycena citricolor, 547 nucleotides. Lineage: Eukaryota; Fungi; Basidiomycota; Agaricomycetes; Agaricales; Mycenaceae. The record is from the annotation of a GenBank genome assembly.
CUCAAGACCUGGCGAAAUCGCCGCUGUGAACUACUUAUUUUUUGUGGUUUGAUCGAUUACAGGCGCUGAUGGCAUCCCUGGCUCAGUUCUCGUGACCAAGGGAGGGGAGCAGAACCCCGUGAUAUCCCUAGCAGACUGAGAGCCGACAGAGAGCCGACAUGAUGUAGAAUCGAUAGUUGCCGCGGCUACUUGCGACUGCAGCGCUCCUCCGCUUGAACUUACGCCGCUGGCGCCAGGCUCCGACGUCUUUCUGAGACUGUGUGGGGACAGCCCUCGAUCGUCACACAUCUUUUCGACAACCUGACUCUCCCGUGGUGCCCCUACAUGACACCAGCAGCGCUUCAGUGCCGCUCAGUACAACUCCGCUUGCUCUCGCUACUUUUGGACACAAUUUCACCAGCUCUACUGACUACUAGAGGCAUGUCAUCGAUCUCGACAAGGUCAUAAGUUGGCGACUGGAUGCUGCCUAGCACUUUUAUCUGAUCCUCCUUAAACCUCCCUCUGCCAAUUGAAAAUCAUUCAUCAUUUGCACCAGCUACAAAGUCCC